UUUUUAUGGAAGUCACAGGAAGUGUAUGUAGCAGAUUGCACACUUUUAAAUUUUUAAUUCGUUUUUUAUCGAUGCUGGUGGUUAAAUCAGGAAAAUUCAGCGUAUGACGCCCAAGUUCUAACGGAAUUUUUGUGUUUCGUCAUUUUUUAGCCCGCAGAGAAGCUCUGCUCGCACAGGUUGUCCGUCGUGGAACGGUUGCGACCAUCAUGUAUCACGGUCGCUUGAGUUGGCAGUUCUGGCAGACCAGCGAUCGCGAUCAUUCCAAUUCCUCCGCAGCUGUUCGCCACUCUUCAAGGGACGAUAGUGGAGCAGGCAUAUCGGAAUGGAAUGUUGCGAUUUCUGUUCUUGUACAAAAGCUGCAUGAUAAAAGCCGCGAGAAGCUCUUGGCGGAUGUACUCCAUAAAUAUCGCAUGCUGGUUCGAAAGUACUUGGGAACAGAAAGUAUCCAGGAGCAGAUCGACGACUGCGCGGUGAAGUCUCUGUUGGUGUUUAUUGAAAGUCGAGGCCGUGUAACUGGGAAAAAAGAGCGCGAUGCACUGCGCAAAGUCUUCCAUACAUCGUUUGACCAAGAUCCCUUCAUCGAAGCCGCUGUGCCUUUGAUAAAGCAGCUGGUCCCCCUCAUUCCGGAGGAAGAAUGGGUCUGCUUGAAGGAAACGGUGGAGCGUGAACGUGGAGCAUCUUGUACCAAUAUAAAUACGCUGAUCGAUCAGUUUCAGAAUGUGAUAACUGCUGAUCUGGAUGCGACUGAGCAAAUUCCACGUCCCUCGGUGGAUAAUUAUGGAAUCAGUGCUCUCGCAAUGGAUACACCACCACCGCCACCGGUGGCUGUACAAGUCGAUGAAACGAGAGAAGAGAAGAGGCCGGUGGAAUUGCAGAAUGAACGUCCUAUGAAAGUUGUUGGAAAAUUUGCGGAAAAAUUAGAAGACGGUUCGGGAAGCGAUCUGGUGAAGCUGUUGAUUACCACGCAGUAUGAAAAAUCUGAAGGUGGCAAUGUGAGUGUCACUGAUCUCGUGUCCAUGGUGGAACCGCUUCUCACCGGGGGAAAACGAGAUGAUGAACUUCAAGAAGAGCUCGUGGAAAUGCUGGGAUUUCAAAAUCUGGAUUUGGUGACAUCCCUACUAACAAAUCGCAACGCGGUGCGAAGGAAUAAGGAGAAGGCUGCACGAAACAAAGGAAGCGGUCGCCCGGAACGUCCACUUUAUCAUUCACAAGUGGAAGUUCGUAAGAAAACUAAGAAUGAAAGCGAUGUCAAUGGCAUUUUGACGACUGAAGAAGAAGACGCUCGUUUGGCAGAAAAGUGGCAGAUGCAAGAAAUGCAGCGAGCUCAGAAAACCGAUUUGGAUUCUUAUGUGACGCGCACUUACCCUUUCGUUUUUGAUCAGCUGGCGGAGCUGAAAAAAUCAGCUGCUCUUUUUCAGGGCCAAAAGAUUGUUUUGCCGGACCACGUUGUUAACGAAAGGAAAUCCUGUCAGGAAAUAAUUGUUGAGGCACCAUCGAAGAACAGUAUCCCCGUUGAUCGACUGCCACCUCUCGUUCGUAUAAAGGAUAUGGAUGAGGUGAUACGAACUCUUUUCGAAGGCUACGAUUUCUUAAAUCAGAUACAAAGUGCAGUUUACCGUACUGCGUACACAACUAGUGAAAAUAUGUUAGUAUGUGCUCCUACCGGAGCCGGCAAGACUAAUACCGCCAUGCUGGCGAUUGCCCGGGAAAUCAGUCAGCAUAUGACGUCGCCUGGUGUUGUUGAUAAGAGCUUCAAGGUGAUUUACGUUGCUCCUAUGAAAGCUCUAGCAUCGGAAAUGGUAAGGACGUUUAGUGAAAGAUUGAAGUAUUAUAAGCUACGAGUGGAGGAAGUUACCGGUGACACACAAGUGGCAAUGCAUGACUUGGAAAAAACUCAGAUGAUUAUUACGACGCCAGAGAAAUGGGAUGUGAUUACAAGGAAAAGUGUUGGUGAUACCAAGUUGGUGGGACAAGUUUCGCUACUGAUCAUUGAUGAGAUUCAUCUACUGAAUGAUGAACGCGGUCCCGUCAUUGAAAGUCUAGUUGCCCGGACUAUUCGAAUGAUUGAAGAACAACAGAAAAUGAUACGCAUUGUUGGGCUUUCGGCAACACUUCCGACUUACGAAGAUGUUGCUGAUUUUCUUCACGUCAACAAAGAAGUUGGAAUGUUCUUCUUCGAUGGACGUUUUAGACCGGUGCCAUUGCGGCAAACAUUCAUUGGAAUGAAAACCGUGCCCGGGGGAAGAAACGACGUCGCGAUGGCGGAAGUUAUGUAUGAGAAACUGAUGGAGAACAUCAAAGGAGGGCAUCAGGUCCUGGUGUUUGUGCACGCUCGAAAUCAAACACAUCGCGUUGCCAAUACGAUACGCGAAAUGGCUGUUGAACAUGGGGAUAGUGCUUAUUUUAUUCCAAAUUCGAACGAUGAAGAUUACGACAAUAAGCACCUUGUCAGCCGAAUGGUUAUCAAGAAAAUGCAGGAUUUCUCUCAGAAGACAGCCAACAGAGAGUUAAAGACUUUGGUCAUGGAGGGUAUUGCGAUCCAUCACGCUGGAAUGGUGCGAUCAGAUCGAAGCGGUGUAGAAAGGCUUUUUAAAGAUGGAGGCAUCCGCGUCCUCGUUUGUACGGCUACACUGGCCUGGGGAGUCAACCUACCGGCGCACGCGGUGAUCAUUUUUGGUACGAAACUUUACCGCCCAGAAAAAGGCACCUACGAGGACAUCGAUGUGUUGGAUGUUCAGCAGAUUUUCGGGCGCGCGGGAAGACCACAGUUUGAUACCUCCGGACAUGGUAUAAUUAUUACCGAGCAUAAGUCAUUGCCCAAGUUUAUUUCCAUGCUUACCAGCAGUCAGGAUAUCGAAUCUCAGUUGCCAGAUCAUCUUGUAGAACACCUUAAUGCAGAAAUUGUGCUGCACAAUGUUACCAAAGUGUCGGAAGCGGUUGAUUGGUUAAGAUCUACGUACUGGUAUCGGCGCCUGCAUAAAAAACCAUUGAUUUAUGGGAUCGACAAAACAUUGGCAGAAACUGUGCCAAAUUACAUGGAGACAUGGUUUACAAAGAAGGUGACAGAAGCAGCAAAGACUCUGGAUCAAGCUAGAAUGAUUCGAUUUAAUGAACGGAACGGCUUCUUGAUGCCCACUCAGUUUGGAAAUAUCGCCAGUUGGUACUACAUUGAUGUGAAGACGAUGCUGACCUUUGCCGAUGAUGUGCAAGGCCUGCAUGACAAAAUGCAGGAAUAUCAGAUCUUAAGUUUGGUAUGCAAAGCCACUGAGUUCUCGCAAAUUAAAGUUCGGGAUGAGGAAAUGACUGAACUGGAUGAAUGGGAAGAAGAAUACGUUCAUCUACCGUUUGGCCAGGCUAUGGAAGAUUCAGAGAAGAAAGUUAAUGUCCUCAUUCAAUCUUAUAUAUCCCAUUGCCAGCCAAAAACUCAUUCGCUAUCGUCGGAUCUCUAUUACUGUCAGCAAAAUGCAGCAAGAAUUAUGCGAGCCGUUUUCCAAAUGGCGAUGUACAAGAAUUAUACUAACCUGGCCGACAGUGCUCUGAAUUUGUGCUUGUUUGUCGAAAAUCGCAUGUGGAUUUCCGAUCAUCCUUUAAAGCAACUGCAAGUGGAUUUACCUCUUUCCGUCUAUCAGCAUUUAGCGGCGAAACAUUUAACCAUCGAGCGUUUAAAAGACCUGGACGAAGUUGCUGUUGGCCAAUUGGUCCAUAAUCGUGCAGCCGGUCAGAAGGUGAAGCAUUUCGCGGACAUGUACCCUCUGUUGGACGUGGAAACAGUGACGAAACCAAUUGGCAAUGGUAUCAUCCAAAUUAUUCUGCGCAUAACGCCGAAUUUUGUUUGGAACGAUAAAGUUCUGGGAACCAAACGAGUACUUAAUUUUUGGAUUUGGGCGGAAGAUCCUGCUAACAACUGCACGUAUCAUACCCAGGAGUAUGCGUUACAGAAAACCAAGGUCCUGAAACACGAAAUAGAUCAAUUAGAUUUUGUCAUACCGUCCCACGACAAAUCGCGCCAGAUCCUGAUUCAUAUCAGAUCAGAUCGAUUCUUGCACUGCAAGCAUCAAUCACAUAUCAGUCUUGGGGCGCUGAAAGUGCCGAAAACAGGCGCGCUUAAUACAGCGAUAUUGCACCUCCGGCCCUUGUCGUUGAGCGCGCUACAUGACCCGGUUUUGGAAAGUCUCUAUUCGCAUAAGCAUUUCAAUGCCAUUCAGACUCAAGCCUUUCAUACUUUGAUGCACACCGACUUGAAUAUUUUGUUGGGUGCUCCAACUGGCAGCGGCAAGACUAUCGCAGCGGAGUUAGCAAUCUUUCGAGCAUUGAAAAUUACGAAAUGUAAAGUGGUAUAUAUCGCCCCUCUAAAGGCCCUGGUGAAAGAAAGAGUGGCAGAUUGGAAGGCACGCUUGGAAACGGUAGCGGGAUGGAAAGUUGUUGAACUGACAGGAGACACGACUCCAGAUAUACGCGCCAUCAAUGCUGCCCAUAUUAUUAUCUCUACUCCGGAAAAAUGGGAUGGGAUCAGUCGCAGCUGGCAGCAUCGAAGCUAUGUCCAAGACGUUAAAUUGCUAAUUUUCGAUGAAAUCCAUAUGCUGGGUGAGGAUCGAGGCCCUAUAAUCGAAGUUAUUGUAUCAAGAACCAAUUUUAUCGCAUCGUUUACACACCAGAAGGUACGCAUUAUUGGCUUGUCUACCGCUUUGGCCAGUGCGGAUGAUGUGGCUAGUUGGCUGAAUAUCUAUCCUGCCGGUUUGUUCAAUUUCAACUCAGCUGUCCGUCCGGUGCCUUUGGUAUACCACAUCUCCGGAUAUCCUGGCAAACACUACUGUCCCCGGAUGCAGUUGAUGAAUAAACCAACGUAUCAAGCAAUUCGAACGCAUUCCAAUGGAAAACCCGUACUGGUGUUUGUCUCUUCCCGGCGUCAGACACGCCUAACUGGCUUUGCUCUGCUAAGUUUUGCGGCACUCGACCAGGUAAAAUGGAACGGUACGACAGACGAAGAAUUAUCUCAUUUGACGUCGGAUGUUCGGGAUCCCGAUUUAAAGCAGCUGUUAAUGUAUGGCAUUGGUAUCCAUCACGCUGGUCUGCAUGAAAAAGAUCGUGUUACCGUCGAACAGCUGUUUCUAAAAGAAAAGAUUCUGGUUAUGAUCGCUACGGCCACUCUCGCUUGGGGUGUUAAUUUUCCUGCACAUUUGGUUGUCAUUAAGGGAACCGAGUAUUACGAUGGAAAAACGAAGCAGUAUGUUAAAAUGCCGGUAACUGAUGUCCUGCAGAUGGCGGGUCGAGCUGGACGUCCACAGUUUGACACGGAGGGUGUCGCGGUAAUUCUUUGCCACGAGCCAUUGAAGCAUUACUACAGCAAAUUUUUGCACCACCCGUUGCCCGUGGAGAGCCAGUUGCAGGAUGUUUUGCCCGACCAUAUCAAUGCUGAGAUUGUGGCGGGAACACUGAUCACCUUUGAAGGAACUCUGGAGUACAUGACCUGGACCUAUUUGUUCCGACGUCUUUUGGCAAACCCCGAUUACUAUUCCGUGAUUCGACCAAUUUCGCUUCAAAAUCCCGAAAAAGCUGCAAACAUGUUGGACGAUGACCCCGUUCUUGUUGCCGACGUAAAAAAUCAUGUUAAGAAGCUGAUUCUGGAUUGUUUGAUUGAUUUAAAAAAUUCCGGCUGUGUGGAGUACGACGAAAAUGAGGGAAGAAGGAAGUUCGAUGGAGACAUUCCGAACUUUCUCGUUUUCCCAACGUACCUUGGGACUAUUGCGUCUUAUUACUAUUUGAAACACGGCACCAUGCGAAUUCUUCAUGAAAGACUGACACCAAGUGCUAAGCUCUCUGAAGUUCUUUUGAUACUAUCGGACGUCCAAGAAUUCGCGCAGGUGCCAGUUCGCCACAAUGAGGAUGCCGAAAAUGGCCUUCUUUCUCGACAAGUGCCGCUGCCCGUUGAAACAUCUCGACUGGAUAGUUCACAUGCGAAAGUUUUCCUGCUGCUGCAAGUGUAUUUUUCUCGAAAUCAGAUUGCCAUGCCUAAUGCAGAUUAUGCAACGGAUCUGAAAAGCCAUGUUCUAGAUCAGGUUAUGCGCAUUAUACAGACUGCUCCGAGUGCAAGCAUUGCGGUACGAGGAUAUGACAGAAACGUUGCUGGAACACUUCCUGCACUAAUUCAUUACACCGCGUUAUCAAAAAAGAAUGAAAGCCAUCUGGGGACCCUACUGCGAAACAUAUGCCCACCUGGAAAAGGUCACGAUGACAAAAUUAUUGAGACUAUCCUUUCAUUUCCACUUUUGGAAGUAGAAUUAGGCCUGAAGAAGAAUGUGGAAGCAGAUUCUGGUGAUAAUACUGAUAGCAGCAUUCGCACCGUAAAUAUUGUUGACGACCGAAAUUUGUGGAUUGAUGUGGAAUGCGGGGGAACUUACGUGCUGGAGAUUAACUGCAUCCGUCUUUUAUCACGCAAAACCCCCGGUAGAAAGGUCGCUACAUCCCGGUUUCAUAAACCUAAGGACGAGGGCUGGUGGCUGCUACUCGGUGAAGUGGACAGUGGAGAAUUGUUGGCGAUGAAACGUGUCGGAUUCAUCUCACGCUCACUCAGUUCCUCAUUGCUUUUCUCAGCACCAUCCCAGCCUGGACGGGUGAUAUUGCAUUUUUAUUUGGUUUCCGAUUCAUAUUUUGGUUUGGAUCAACAGAUGGCAGUGCAGUUGCAAGCGGUCGAGCCUCACGUUGGUCUGUGAUAAUUUUAGCUGGUGAUUUUUGUAUGAUUCAGUGAGGUUUGGGACCGAUGGGAUAUUUUUACAGACUUUUAAUACACUAUGACUAUACGAAUGAAUGCUUUCGGUUUGUAAAACUUCAUAAAGUUCGAAAAUAAAUUACAAAGAUUUAGCAGAGAAGAAAAAGAGUAAAAUUUCUGACUG
Paramacrobiotus metropolitanus is the source of this 6890-nucleotide messenger RNA. Its product is annotated as activating signal cointegrator 1 complex subunit 3-like. Lineage: Eukaryota; Metazoa; Tardigrada; Eutardigrada; Parachela; Macrobiotidae. The transcript is spliced from 27 exons. The coding region runs from base 207 to 6710 and encodes 2167 amino acids. Gene Ontology annotation, molecular function: nucleic acid binding; ATP hydrolysis activity; ATP binding. The record is from RefSeq and is a predicted model, not a curated record.